AUGUAUUCCAGUAAAAUUUUAAAAAAUACGUAUUAUUUACCGUAUAAAUCUAAAUGUUUAAACAAUGUAAAUAAUCGUUUGCCAGAUCAGUCAUAUAACUUGCAUUAUUUUGUAUUAAGCUCCUAUAAUCCUUUUAGCAACAAUGAGAUUCACUUGAUUGAGUAUAACGAUCAAAGUUUAUCUAUUAGAAAUGUAGAAAUAUUUGACCAUAAUGGAGAAAUUGAACAGAUGGUUUGUUUAGAUAUGUAUGGAAAUGAAGAUGGAGAAAAAAAAGUACUCAUAUGUACUUCUGGGUUUUGCUCAUCUGGUGGGAAUACUAACAGGAUGAAUAUAAACGAUAUGAAAUAUUCCUGUUCCUUGUUCAUAGGACAUAUAAAUAAUUUAGAUGAAAAGGAAUAUAAUGAAAACUACAUAGAGGAGAUGACGGAAAAUGUUGAAAGGGAAGAGGACGAUAUUCGGCAUAUUUCGUUCGAGGAUGGCCAAAAAAGAGAACAAAGACAAUUGGACGAGGUGGUAGGAGUAAUAGAAGCAGAAAAAUCAAGGGAUGCAAUAGAAGCGAGGAAAGCAGUAGAAGCGUGGGAUGCAGUAAAAGCGAGAGGCGUGUACGUCGAUCGCAAAGUGGAUACCUUGCUGGAGAAAAAAGGAAUAGAGGAGACUCAUCAAAAUAUAAACAAGUUAGAAGAAAAUCAAAAUUCACACAUUUCAAAUGAUAUGAAGGAGAAAGAGAUCAGGUGUGAAUUAAAUAUUUCCUCAAGAAAUAAUGGAAAUAUAAAGAAGGUAUAUUUACCUGGAGAAAAAAAGAAGGUGCCGUUAAAUAAGUUGUGUGAUUUGAAACGUAGUAAGGAAUAUGAUGGAAUUAAAAAUAUUGCCGUAGAUAAUUAUGAAAAAGAAUUUCAUAGAAUAGCUAUAAUAGACAAAUAUAGUUAUAAUAUAUUUGAGAAGAAUAAAAAUGAUAUGAAUUUAAUACAAUCAAAUAAUCUUAAAAAGGAAUUAAAUUAUGGAGUAUUCGAUCCUCAUCAUGAAAAUAUAUUAGCAGUUAUAAGUGAUAUAUAUAUAUAUGGUUACGAUAUUAAAAGUAAUAAGGAAAUAUUUUCCGCAUAUACAAAUCAUAAGUCUAAUUUAACAUCCAUUGAUUUUAAUCCUAAUAUACCAAACGUUAUAAUAUCAUCAUCUAAUGAUGGUUUUAUAAAAUUCUGGGAUUUAAGAUAUUUAAAAAAUUCUUUUCUUACUAUUAAUAUUCAUUCUCAUUGGGUUACUUCUCUUAAUUUUAAUAAUUACCAUGAUGAAUUACUUUUAACUACAAGUACGGACAAUACAGUUAAAUUACAUAAAAUAGAAUACCCCAAUAAUUUAAAUCUACAAAAAAAGGAGACAAAUUAUAAGUUAAUUAAAACUUAUACAGAUCAUGAAGAAUCUGUUUACAAAGGAAUAUGGAGCAAAACGGACGCUUGGGUUUUUGCGUCCUUAUCAUACGAUGGAAAGUGCGUUGUGAAUACCGUUCCUACUGAACAAAAAUAUAAAAUACUCUUGUAA
This is a messenger RNA of Plasmodium malariae, 1533 nucleotides long. Its product is annotated as protein TSSC1, putative. Gene Ontology annotation, molecular function: protein binding. Gene Ontology annotation, biological process: protein ubiquitination. The coding region runs from base 1 to 1533 and encodes 510 amino acids. NCBI's taxonomy places the organism in Eukaryota, Apicomplexa, Aconoidasida, Haemosporida, Plasmodiidae. The transcript has a single exon. The record is from RefSeq and is a predicted model, not a curated record.